This is a messenger RNA of Podarcis raffonei (Aeolian wall lizard), 1718 nucleotides long. RefSeq names its product ribosomal RNA processing 7 homolog A (gene RRP7A). Gene Ontology annotation, biological process: rRNA processing; ribosomal small subunit assembly. Lineage: Eukaryota; Metazoa; Chordata; Lepidosauria; Squamata; Lacertidae. The record is from RefSeq and is a predicted model, not a curated record. The transcript has 8 exons. Gene Ontology annotation, molecular function: RNA binding. Gene Ontology annotation, cellular component: CURI complex; UTP-C complex. Bases 83 to 922 code for a protein of 279 amino acids.
CUGAAGAACUACUACUCCCAUAAACCUUUGCGGCAGUCCGUCUUGGGCUGCCGGAUGACGUCACUUCCUCCGGUCCGCUAAGAUGGCGCCGUCCGAAAGGGCGCGUGGGGAAGGCGUCGAGCCGGCUGCGCCCCUCGGCUAUGCGGCUAUUCCAGUUAAGUUCUCUGAAGAGCAUCAUUUCCCUCACUACCUCUAUGUAAAGGAGCACAAAGUCAGGGAGGACACAGAUGUGAAGAGGCCUCAAAACCGCACACUUUUUGUCUUGAAUGUUCCCUCAUAUUGUACAAAGGAAUGUUUGUCCAGGCUGUUCUCGAGCUGCGGUUCUGUACGCUCCGUGGAGAUGUGUGACAAGCCAAGUCUGGGAGAAAAGAAAGAAAUGCCCAAGACGAAGUUUUUCAACACAGAAGCACUUCAGGGGUUCAAGGUUGCUUAUGUUGUGUUCAAGAGUCCUGCUGGGGUGCAGGCUGCAAAGUCCUUAUCAACAAAAGACCCCCUGGUGAUAUCUUCCAAAAGGCACCCUGUGCAAACGGGCAUUCACAAAUGGAUUGCUAGAUAUGCAGCUUCAGUUGUGGAUCCUGCUGAGCUGAAGACAGAAGUGGAUGCUUUCAUGCAGGCCUAUGACAAGAAGGUUGCAAAGGAAGAAGCCAAAGCUGAGAAGGAAGAUGGCAUCCCGGAUGAGGAAGGGUGGGUGAAGGUGACAAGGAAAGGUCGAAGGCCUGGGCUCCCUCGGACUGAAGCAGCCAACUUGCGGGCGCUGGAGAGGGAGAAGCGCAAAAGGGCACGCAAGGAGCUGCUCAAUUUCUAUGCUUGGCAGCAUCGUGAGACCAAGAGGGAACACAUAGCUCAACUGAGGAGGAAGUUUGAAGAGGACAAGCAGAAAAUUGCUCUCCUACGGGCGCAGCGGAAGUUUCGGCCCUACUGAGUUUCAGAUCUACAGCUAUUCUGAAAAGAACGGCAGCCACAAAUAUCUUCUGGAGAAGAACAGGCUAAGGAGUAAACCCUGCACAAAUCCAGAAUGGAGUCCUUAAGACAGCUGGAUGGCGCCCUGUACACCUCCUUCCGGCAACUACUGCAGCCAAGCUGGAGGACCACAUCAGAGAGCCGAGAAGGGGGACAUCAUCUGGGCAGCCCAGAGCCUCCAUACACCGCCCAGGGUUGUGCCACGGGAAGGUCACUUAAGUGCUGUUAACGCAGCCGUUUGACUUCACCCCGGAGGUGCACUCCAUUGUCCCUCAAGACAGACGGAUGCCAACAACAAACUAGAUUGGCUAAGCAUGUGGCUAAGCUGGUAUUUAGCACAACCUCAAUAUAUUUUCAUGAUUUUUAAAGGAGUGAUGCUCCGCGGACCCAGAUGGAAGUAGGCCUACUGAAAAUAAUAGGACUUCAUUGGAAGUAAACAUGCGUAAGACUGCACUGCACUUGGAAUACUACUCUGCAACUACUCUGUAGUUUAGGCACUACAGGAGUGCUGUGAGGAGGACUGAUUCAGUCUUAUGCUUGGGGCUGAUCAGUGAAGCAAUCCAUUUUUCUUCAUUCUCUGCCCCUGCCUCUCUUUUUCUCUCAGGCAGAUCUACUAGGCACUGGUUACAUCUGUGUGUCACUUACCUGAUCAUCAGUAUAUCAGCCUCAAUUUUCUUCAGGAUGUGGCAGCAUUGAUCCAGAGAUACAAAACUGUGGUUCUGCUACAUAUGAUAUAAAAUGACAAAUAAGGAACAUAA